AUUUUCCUCUCGCUCAUAACGUACAAAAUGACAGAGGUAGUAGUGGCCACCGAUGAAGAGCAAUUGCUUUCGCGGAUAUCUAACCUCGUUGCCCGCGCUGCCGACGACGCGAUCUCACGUGAUGAUCGAAUCUUUCGAUUUGGAGUAUCAGGUGGUUCGAUGGUAGAACUGUUAGCCAAAUGCUUGCCUAACAUUGCGACUGACUGGAGCAAGUGGCGUUUCUUCUUCUGUGACGAGCGGGUGGUACCUCUGGAAGAUCCAGAGUCCAAUUUUGGUCUCUAUAAAACGAAUUUUAUUGGAAAGGUACCCGUCACUGAGGAGCAAUUCAUAAAAGUCGAUCCAGAACUCAAUGCCGAGAACGCGGCGAAGGAUUACAUUAAAAAAAUGGCCUUCUUCUUCCCGCCGGACAGAUUACCAAGGUUUGAUUGCCUGCUGUUAGGCCUGGGCCAGGAUGGGCAUACAUGCUCGCUUUUUCCGGGUCACCGAACUCUCGACGACGAGAAUAUGUGGGUUACAUGGGAGCUGAAUUCGCCGAAACCUCCAUCCAGUAGAAUCAGCCUCACCAUGCCAGUGAUCAAUAAUGCUCGCAUGUGUGUAUUCAUCGCUACUGGCGCUGGCAAGGCCGAGAUCGUUGAAAAAGUCUUGAGAGACAAAAAGGAUUUACCAGCCACCAGAGUAGAACCAGUCGAUGGCACGCUUUUCUGGCUACUGGAUCAAGAAGCAGCCAGCAGAUUACACAAUACAGAGUGAAGGACGGCAAGAUCGGCGAUCGAAGAGACUGCAAUACAACGUUCCAUAUAUUAAGAUCGCGCUGUAAUUCCACUUGAAGCUUUUUUGGGUUCGUCUUUUUCUUCUUUUUUUUUUAAACGCGCUUCUAUUACAAAAUCAAAUUCUUAACGCACGAUGGUGAUCACAGUACGCGAAAUUGAUUCGUAUUCGCAAUUUUUGACUGAUAUUGCUCAACGAUAUCGUUUAUGGGAAAGCGAUACGUCCACUUCUACUAUCAUAAAUUAAUCUGCAGAGAUUGUAAGAAUAUAGAAUUGAUAAGAAAAUAAAUAAGAUUUGCAUUUUUGUCAAUGAAAUGUGUAAUUUAAUAAGAAAAAUAUUGAAAAUUAAAAUAUUAUUUAUAUAUUAAAUGAAAUGAUUUUUUUAUUAUAAAUAUUCGCAUGAUAUGGCGUUGAAUAAUGAAACUACUUCCAUAAUUUCAUUGUGCGAAUCGGUAUGAUUUGCAAGCAUUUAAAUGAAUAGAGAAUGUAAUCAUACAUCACGUUUUUUUUUAUAUAUUUAUUAUUGAAGCGUAACAAUCAAGAUUAACAAUUUUUAAACCACACACACGCACAUAAACGUAACAUGCGAAUUACCUCAAAGACAGCAAUCUAUUCUCCAACAAAAGAAAUCUUAGAAGAAGAAGCGUUUUAUUAAUACUGUUAUAAUAAUUUGUUACUGUUGAUCAUUCAGAACAGUAAGAGUUUUGUUAAUUAUUUUAUUACUAUUGGCAUAUCCAAUUUGCAAUUAUUAUUUGCCAAAAUGGUAAUGUAAUUGUUGAAAAAACUAUUUAAAGAUUAUUGGAAAGGAUUAUUUCUUUUAACCGUUUCACUAUAGGUUUAAAAAUCUUUAUUAAUUGUGAUGUUAUUAUUUGCCGUAUAGGUACGUUGUACUAAAUUUUAGUAGUAUCUCUUGUUAUUAUUAUCUUAUUAUGUUAUACAGAGCAUUAUUAUAUAUGCGUAAAAAUGUUGUUAUGCCAAGUUUUGCAUUAUUUUAUAUAUCUUAUUAUAUCGUUUGAUAAAUUUAUACAUAUGCAUUCAACGGCAUGCUUAAAGAAA
Messenger RNA from Ooceraea biroi (clonal raider ant), 1823 nucleotides. RefSeq names its product 6-phosphogluconolactonase (gene Pgls). Gene Ontology annotation, biological process: pentose-phosphate shunt; carbohydrate metabolic process. The record is from RefSeq and is a predicted model, not a curated record. NCBI's taxonomy places the organism in Eukaryota, Metazoa, Arthropoda, Insecta, Hymenoptera, Formicidae. Gene Ontology annotation, molecular function: 6-phosphogluconolactonase activity.